This is a messenger RNA of Nilaparvata lugens (brown planthopper), 1485 nucleotides long. RefSeq lists its product as uncharacterized. The transcript is spliced from 3 exons. The coding region runs from base 116 to 643 and encodes 175 amino acids. Lineage: Eukaryota; Metazoa; Arthropoda; Insecta; Hemiptera; Delphacidae. The record is from RefSeq and is a predicted model, not a curated record.
GACGCUGACUCACAUCACAGUGAGGAGUGAAUCGUCAGUCAGUGUCAGAUUGCUCUCACACCGUCACAGUACAGAGGUGCGCUUACUACAGUCACAGUCUGCCUGUGAGGGCAAAAUGGAUGUUGCCUUUAUGCCAGUAGCCGUGGCUUCCUACUUCAUCCUGUUGGCUGGUAGCCCGGUUAGAGGAUUGAAGUGCUACCAGUGCACAACUGUCUACAGUCCAACCAUGCCUAAUGAGACAGAGGUGCAUCUAUGCUCCAAGUUCGAUCAAUCGGACAAAUAUGAAGUCGAUUGUCCAUACUCGACGUUCUGUAUGAAAAAGACAUUUCAACUGGAACUGCAAUAUGGAAAAAUAGUGCAGGGAGAAGCGAGAAACUGCGCCGCGCAGAAGCGUCAACAACAAGUGUUCAAAGACGGCAAGUGGCAGCAGCACAGCUCCAUAGACGAGCACAUCUACUCAGUGGGAUGCGAGCAAGAAGAGACGCACGGUGUCAAAUCAUCAACGACCCAAUACUGCUACUGCGACACCAAUCUAUGCAACGGCGGCGAGUCGACCAGGGAGCCCACGUCUAUACACCACACUGACACAAUGGCUGUAAUAUUCAUCUUCAACGCUAUCAAAUACAUUCAAAGUCUCAGGUAAUGAAUGGCGUUCUUUACCCAUUUCAAGUGUUCGACUCAAUGACUUGGUAAUUGAAAAUUGCCAACUCAAAGUGUCUUGACUCGAUUUCAAGUGAUCGACUUGGUAAUUGAAAAUUACCAUUUCAAAGUGUCUUAUCUCGUUUCAAGUGUUCGGCUUGGUAAAUGAAAAGUACCAGUCAAGUGUUCUAAACUCGGAAAGUGUUCAACUUCUUGGUAAUUGAGAAUUUGUCAACUAAAAUUGUUUGUAACUUGAUUUCAAGUGAUCAGUUUUUAACGUGUAGAGAAUUAUAAAUCAAAGCUGCAAAACCGGGUUUCAUAACGAGCUUUUAGAUUAUGAAUUGGAAGAGUCCACUGAGAUUCCAAAUCCAAGAAAUCCGAAGUACAGCAAAAUGUACUAAGAAACAGGGCUUCAAUUCCAUCUCUGGGGUUUUGAAGAAUUUCUAAAGAUAAACCUCACCCAGAUCUAUUUACCAAACCAAAUUGAUUAAAUUAACUUUUAAAAUUAAUUAUUUGAAAAAAUUAUUUUUAUAAAAGUUAGUUCUAGAUUCAGUAAGUAGCAUGCGCUUGGUCUGAUAGUGGCAACCUGUAUGUUAGAAUAAACGUCUCGUUUCAGCUGUGAAAGGCGCAUGCUGCUUCAAUGUACAUUUUUUUCUUUUUAUAAGUUGCUGUCUUGAAGAUACCAGAUUGCUAAUAUUUUUAGCAAUUACAGUCAUGAGUUACAGUAUUGUAGAUACCGGAAAUGGAUAUCGGAAUUUGAACACGUCGAAUCAAGAAAACAAAUGCCACAUAAAAUAAGGGGUUGCAUAAUAAUUCGUUAUUUUUUCGUGCAGAUCAGUUAUUUCU